Molecule: messenger RNA, 2057 nt
Organism: Pyrus x bretschneideri (Chinese white pear)
Lineage: Eukaryota; Viridiplantae; Streptophyta; Magnoliopsida; Rosales; Rosaceae
Exons: 2
Coding region: 147-584 (145 amino acids)
Source: RefSeq, a predicted model, not a curated record
CCACACACGCGAUUUCUUUGUUAGCUUGCUAGGCAUUUUGGAUAACGAGAGAGAAAGUCCGAGUCUUUGAGAGAGAGAGAGAGGUGAGGAGUAGGUGGUGGUGCUGCUGGGUUGCUGGGUUAGCGUUGAAGAACAGCGCAAUUGCAAUGGAGGUGGAUGGCAAUUCUGUGGUGGCAGGACCAACGAAUGUUGUUUAUCUGUCGACAAUUUUGGGCCGUGAUGGGUCAAAUCCUGUGCACAAAUGUGACUGGAAAUGUCAGAACGAGCACGUCUGCGCGAAUAUGUACCUCUGCAAGCUAACUGGAGCCACUCACAUCUGUGACAAAAACUGUGAUCAGAGGAUCGUGUAUGAUAACCAUAGCUCCCUUUGCCGGGCAAGCCGAAAGAUUUUCCCCCUUACACAAGUAGAGGAACAGGCUGUGAGAGGGGUCCGGAGGAAGCUUGAGUCGGAGAACUCUUCUGCAGACAGUUGCUCUUCUAAGCGCAGACGGGAUGCCCAGCUCCAUCCUUCUCCCUUUGAGCGAUCCUUCACUACUGCCAGUCUGAUCUGCAGCAAAGUUGGAGAUGGCAUGGAUAUGAGCUAGACUUAUAAGAUAAAUGAAAGACCCUUAUUGCUUAUCUUAAUCUUGUUCCUUUUAAACUUUUCCCUAUUUUCAUUUCGUGGAACGGAUAUGGACGAUGAACUUGAUGAGUACUUUAAGUGGCGGACCUAAUGUGUCCUACCCGUCUGUAGGGACAAUCUAUAUUUGUAGUCCUGUUUACUGCAAUUUAACUCCUCCAUAAGCUCUUGACUUUAAAAGAAUGUUAUUUAGGGGUGAUCAGGGUAUGUUUAACUGCUUAAGAAUCUUGGAUUCAAUUCUUAUUCUUGCUAGCCUUACUGGUCAGGAACUUUGGCUCUAUUUGCUGCAGGGUGCUUUCAGGUCGUUUGUACGACUUUUGUCAUGAUUUAGCUUUGACUUCUUUUAUCAUACUCCAAUUAACCUUAUCGCCAAUUUCUUAUUUGUUGUCAUUUAUGAUGUUUAUGUCGUCGAAAGGCAAUUAUUUGUAUUAAUUUGGAUCUGUAAUAUUAUUGGUUCUUGUUCGCUACGAUUGCAGGCAGUAUAGAUUGUUGUUGGGUUACUUUUCCCUAGUUUAGUACAGGUUACUAAGGAAUAAUCCGGAUUUCACUUGUUUUAUAUGUUUGCAUCAUCUACAUUGUUUUUUGCUCUGGUUAUUUGACCGAAUGUAUCUGAAAUUGGCCAAUUUUGCAGGACUUGAAGCGUGUGCUAUCAAGGAGAUAUUAGAUAUGCUUGUUAAUAAUGAAUAAUGUUGUUUUUAUUUAGAAAUUUUCUGAUAUGGCUUCUUAUGAAUUUUGUUUUGUUUUCUCUGUAGGUAAUUGUAUAAUUUCUUGGAGGACAAAGCUACACCUGGUGAUGCUGGAGAGUUGACCUGGCCGUUCUAAAUGCUUGUCUUUGGAAUGACGUUGUAACUUACACGGGCAAAGCUACUUCGUGCAGAAAUAUGAUAAAACUUCCAGAAUAUGGUAAUUUAUCAAUCCCUUUGAUUUGCCUUACUGGCGAAGUACUACACAGCACUGUCCGCUCAGCCAUCAAAGCACCUGGUAGCCACAUUCAACUACUUUUGAGUCACAUUACAUCCAUCUUAUCUUGUGCUGGUGGUUCGACAUAAAUUGUGUUAGAGUUGUCCGGUCCAUGCCUAUUUGGGUCGUCAAUGUUUCCAUGUAAGGCAAAUCCCUCUGCACCAGCAUGUCUGAAAGUUACUGUGCUAAUAAGGUAGAAAGUGUAUUGAAAGUUGUAACUAGGCAGAACUGUUGCCUCCAGCCUUUUGUUAGCCUUUCGCUGAACCAUUUCUAGGCUACUUGUUAUCUUUUAGGUUACUGUUAACUUCGAAGUCCUUUUAUUCUAGACAAACAGAGGAAAGUCCUCUCGAUGCUUGUAAAUUUUCUAGUGAUAUCAAGAUGUUUUUAUUAAUUUGGCAUCAUCAGUUUGUAAAAACAUUGCAAGCUUGUAAUCGACACAAUUUAUGAGCAAGGAAUUACAUGUUCAUGUUCAUUUUCA